GCAUUUCAGGGACAAGCGAAGCUAAGAGGGGAAGUUUAGAUUGCUAGGAAAGUACUAUUGAUUCUGAAGGUGUCAAGAAUGUCUCAACACUCUGAGGACUCGUCGCGCCCACGCCCGCAGAACGCGUCACAGGGCAGUAACAGCCGCAACCACCACCACAAUAACGGCCAGGAUUCAUAUCCAAACCAUAGCCGUGGACGCCCUAGCCAUCGUCCUAGGGACUAUAGGCAUCGACAACAACCGCAGGAGCGUCCAGCCCCAAUCCGCCUUGCACCAGGACAGCCUCCACCUUUUCCAACCCCCCGACCGUUCCUGCAAUAUCAGGGUCAUCGUCAACAACAACAACAGCAGCAACAGCAGCAGCAAGCACCAUACCAUCACUACCAUUUAUCCAAUGGUUCGUCCUUCCAACCCCGUCAACCCUAUCAAGGCCAUCAUACCAACCACUCACGACGUGAACUAUCUGGACCUGUGCCAGAGAACCAGUUCCCAAUCCAACCAUUAGAUCGAUUUAAAGUCAAGUGUGUGGCCGUUCGUCAGCCUAUGGAGAUCGGAAGCUUUUCAUAUGAUGAGAACCGUCAGUUUAUCAUGGACGACUCACAACUCAAAUAUUAUUUCCCACCGGAUCUGAGGAAAGCCAAUAAUCUGUCUGUGAAUUACGACAAGUACAUUUCUCGGGAUUUGAUGGUGGAUGAGCACAUCGAUGCUUUACUGGAUGCAUUAAUCUGUAUCCAAGAGCGUGAAAGGGAACAAAGAGGUCCUUUAGCUCUACCUAAUAAAGCUGAAGAACCUCAACAGGAACCACAACAGCCAUCAGAAGACAGAGGAACUAUGAUAUCCAGUACCAGCAUUACGAGUGCAGACUUUAUAUGUUAUAGAGGUAUCCUGACCAAGGUCAUGUGUACGCCCUAUUCAAGGAACGAGCCUUGGGAAUUAGGAGCUACUCUUUUCAAGGGCUCAAUAUAUAUGGAGGAGCAUGUUUCAGCAGAGAAACGCCGAAAUGCAGCAGGAUCCGAUGAGCGGAACAAACUAAUGUCAUAUUGGGGCUAUCGAUUCGAGACUAUUUGCAACAUCUCCAAGCCUGUGUCAGAAUUACGAAGGAUCAAGACUAAGACCAAGACCGAGACCAAGACCAAGACCGAGACCGAGACCAAGACCAAGACCAGGACCAGGACCAGGACACGACGUGCCUCCUCUACUCUUGAUCCUGGUCCUGAUAAAACAGUUUUAGCCUCCUUUGAAGCGCCAUCAAUGAAUAAUGAAAUCGGUGUCAGCUCUGGCGAGACAGACUUGACAGUGGUGAAGAAGGAUAACAGUUCUAAGCCUCAUAAAGUAGCGCGUCUUGAAGGUGAUGUGUCGGUGAAGGAAACUAACUCUGGUUCAACCAAUAAAGACCAGAAUGAACAAGAUACCAACAACAACAACAACAACAACAAGAACAAUUACAAUGAUAGUAAUUACGAUAAGGAUAACAUUAACAGUGAUAGUGAUAGUGAUAUGGUCGAGCAAAUUGACUUGGAAGAUCCUGAGCUGACAGGACGAAUGGAUGGGAUUGUGAAUACUAAUUUUCAAUAUUGCACCGUUGCUCGGACCAAGAUUGGAGGCAACAGUAUCAUUAUGGGAGCAGAGGUUGACUGCACGUCCGAGCCCAAGGAUCCAGCGAGGUCAAACCCUCUUUCGAAUUACAUUGAACUCAAGACCUCACGCGUCAUCCGCAACGAUCGAGAGCGAAACAACUUUGAGAGGCACAAGUUACUCAAAUUUUGGGCGCAGUCGUUCCUGCCUGGAAUCCCAACGAUCAUCGUUGGGUUUAGAGAUGAUGAUGGCAAUGUUGUUAACGUCAAGACUUUCAAAACCUUGGAACUCCCACGUCUUGUUCGUGGUAGAGAAGGAGCUUGGGAUUCAACGGUCUGCAUCAAUUUUUUAGACGGUUUCUUCAACUUUUUGCGCAAGUGUGUCAUCAUUGAUGAUCCAGAGGUGACUUAUACGAUACGUUGGGCAUAUCCAUUCAAGGCCAUUGAAGUCGAGUUUGAAGGCAAAAAGAAUGCUUUCCUCACAGAACGAUUCCUCAAAACGUUUGAUUGUAAAUGAUUGAUUAACAAGUAAAAAAAAUAAAAAUAAAAAAUAAAAUCCUUUCUUU
Lobosporangium transversale is the source of this 2140-nucleotide messenger RNA. Its product is annotated as RAI1 like PD-XK nuclease-domain-containing protein. Gene Ontology annotation, molecular function: mRNA 5'-diphosphatase activity. Gene Ontology annotation, biological process: NAD-cap decapping; nuclear-transcribed mRNA catabolic process. The transcript is spliced from 6 exons. The coding region runs from base 79 to 2091 and encodes 670 amino acids. Gene Ontology annotation, cellular component: nucleus; cytosol. Lineage: Eukaryota; Fungi; Mortierellomycota; Mortierellomycetes; Mortierellales; Mortierellaceae. The record is from RefSeq and is a predicted model, not a curated record.